AUGUUUAAGGUGAGUUUCAGUGGCCUGCGAGAGCGUGACGUCGUCAGUGAUCUUAAGAAAUCCCUUUUCUGCAUUUGGUUCCAGCUCGUGGUGGUCAUACUGUGCUUUGCCACGCUGCUAGUAUCGACCGGAAGUGCAUUGAAGAAGGACGAGUACGAGAUCAAUAUAAAGCACGGCACGUUUGUCGUCCACCAGCGCCGUGCAAAUGCCAAUAGUGUAACGAGCAACGAGAAUGGUACGCAGCAGCAACCGAAUGAACAGUUCUUGGGUGAGGGUCGUGAUCGAGAUGGAGAAUCGAGUGUGGACGAUAAGCAAGUGGAAGUGUCACGCAAGAACUCGCAGCAGCAGCAGCAGCAACAGCAACCGAAACCGAUAAAGAGCAUAGACUUUGAAGCCAUAUCCCCGGGGCUGGAGGAGGUGCCGUUGCAGGAAAGCAUUUUCCAAAGCAGCCAGGGGUAUGGGCGUGUGCGAAACCAGGGACCCACGGUAUCGUACCAAUCGGUCGAGCGUUACGUGAACGAUGAUGCCAACGAGGAAGUGGUGGCGAUCGUGAAACCAAUCAGUGCCCAAGACUUUUACAACACGCCGCAACUACGAUCAACGAACGGUGAGCGUGGUCCCGUACUAUUCCCGAUAGAACAAACUACAACGACGACGACGACGACGAUGGCGACACCAACGAGCAGCAAAGCACCGAGCAAGCGACUGAAAUCCAUCCCGAAGAGUGCCAUUCCGGAGAGUGAAGAGAUCUAUCUGCUGUUGAAGUACGAAGCUGCACGAAAGAAGGCCAGUGAAAUGGCAGGGAAUUCAGGUAUGGUGACCACUUCGGACGCAACAUCUUCUGCUGGCUCGCAAAAAACUCCUCAAGUGGAAGUUGAAUCGAAUGGUGACUUCCUAAAGAACGGUCUCCGAGCCGGUGGUAGCUUCUCAACCGUUGGCUACUUUGUAACGGACGAUCCGACGACGACUAUGAUGACUCCCGGCACAAUGGCCGCUUCCGCGAACAUGGCAAGUGAUGCUUCUCCAACGGAACCAUCCUCAGCGAGAUCGCGUGGACGCGGACGUCCUAACAAACUGCGCAACAGCUACGGAGACAUCCUGAAUGGUGAUUUCCGGGAUUUUGAAAAAUCUUUCCGACCGGUCACGGAGAACACGCAGGAGGCAGCCAGCAUGGAUGGAGCUGCUGCCGCUGGUGCUGCUGGUGAGUCAGAGGAUGGGGGUAACAGGGAAGAGAUCGACGCUAAUCUGGACAUUUCCGAGAUGACACGAAUUCUGGCGGGACGCAGUGGAGGACUUUCGAUUCAGGAGUUUAAUCGGUUGUUCAAAGAUUACCUCAAGAAGGAAAUAACCGUAGACGAUCUGGAAGAGUUCGUAAAGUACGACGCAGGGGAGGAACCGCCAGAGAAUGAGAAUGAGGAAGUGACCACCGGUGCACCGUUAGAGCAGGACCCAACCAAAUCGUUCGAUAUUAGGGCCGAGAAUGGGAAAAAAUCCACGAAAACAGCGAAUGGCAUUGCGACUCCCGCGCCGACUCCAAAGCAACAGGAACAGCUGAAGGUACAGAUCAACAAGGCACUCGCUGGUAAGGGUUUUCGUAAGGAUAAUAAGGUAGUCAAGAUUGGGUACGGUGGAUCAAAGUCCUUCCAAGGGGUGUACAAAUCUCAGAAAUUCUUAGAGAAAGUUAAGUCGGAGCGCGCACCCAUCUUGAUGGAUCCCAAAUUGUGGCGCGGGCUUGAGUAUAGACAGCAGUUGCCAAUGCGAGAGAUAGGAGCCAUGGCGUAUGUUGACAAUCCGGUGUUUGGAUUUGCGGGACCUCGACCGCAGCUUGCAGGGCCGAUGCGUGGACAGCUAGAGAUGAAACCACUUGUCGGUAGCCUACACGGUGGCCAGAGCUAUGUCAAGUUCCAGAAAAUCAGCUAG
This is a messenger RNA of Anopheles aquasalis, 1920 nucleotides long. RefSeq lists its product as uncharacterized. NCBI's taxonomy places the organism in Eukaryota, Metazoa, Arthropoda, Insecta, Diptera, Culicidae. The record is from RefSeq and is a predicted model, not a curated record.